Paraglomus occultum is the source of this 2457-nucleotide messenger RNA. The record is from the annotation of a GenBank genome assembly. NCBI's taxonomy places the organism in Eukaryota, Fungi, Glomeromycota, Glomeromycetes, Paraglomerales, Paraglomeraceae.
AUGUCUGCUUCGUUUAAGAAAAAUACCCGUACUCCACGUCGACAUUCUUUGUCUGCGGAGAGCCCCAGUUCUGUAGCUAAUGGAAUAUCGAGCCUGUCAGGGGGUAGAUUGACAGCCAGCUAUCCUCCCCUCGUCUCGUCGCCCGAGGACUCUGAGAUGGGUGGACUUGAACGCUCGUCAGUUGGGGUUGAUCAACAUGCUUAUGCUGACAAGUGCAACCGACUGAUGAAUUUGCUGGGUGGCACUUCUGCUCUCUUAAAAGGCCUUCGCGAGAAUAACAAUCGCUGGCUUAUCCUAUAUCCACACCAGACUCCGCAAAAAAUCCAGCGCGCUCAGUCAUUUUCGGAAAAAGGUAAUAGUAACGAUCGCUAUCCGUUAAAGAGGUCAAACAGUUUUUCCGUCUCGCAGAAUGGAAAUUCAGAUUUGAUGGAUGAAGAUAGUCGACUCGUGACGAGCGUGGACACCCUCGAGUUCCAUACCAGGCUAAAUGUGCUCAAGCUGGAAAUGAAAUCGCACGACCAUCAAUCGACAGAGGAAAUCAUGGAAAGUCUCGAGAGAAGUUCCAUUGCUGAGCUUCUUAACAAGCGCAUCGAGAGUGGUCUAAAACAUCUGUCGAAUCUCCACGCUCGAAUUGCCGAUAAAAGUUCAAAGGUUUUGGUUGCUGGCGACCUUAAUGCUGGAAAGAGUACUUUGGUAAAUGCUCUCCUCCGUCGACAAGUGUUACCUGUAGACCAGCAACCGUGUACAACAAUGUUCUGUGAGGUCUUGGAUGCUCGCGAGAAUGGUGGGGUCGAAGCUAUUCAUGCUAUCAAAAAUAUUGAAUCUUACAAUCGGGAAGAUCCUGCAACUUUCACUGAAAUACAAUAUGCUGACCUAUACGAAACUGUUUCUGAACAUGGUGAUAUUUAUAAACAAUUGAAAAUUUAUUGUCGUGACCGUCGCAUUUCGGAAGAAAGUCUGCUCCAUAAUGGAGUUGUGGAUAUUGCGUUGGUCGAUUGUCCUGGGCUUAAUAGCGAUUCCUUAAAAACAAUGGCCGUUUUUGCAAGGCAAGAAGAAAUCGAUGUCAUUGUAUUCGUUGUCAGUGCGGAGAACCAUUUCACUCUUUCGGCCAAUCAAUUCCUGCGAACCGCCUCCAAUGAAAAAGCUUAUCUGUUCAUAAUCGUCAAUAAAUUUGAUGAAAUCAAAAACAAGACAAAAUGCGAAAAGAUAAUCUUGGAUCAGAUUCAGCAAAUAUCACCGAGGACUUACGAGCACAGUGAACAUCUCGUUCAUUUCGUAAGUGCUAACUCCAUCAACCUCGACAAUCCCUAUGAUCAAAAGGUUGCUGAAUUUGAGAAAAUGGAGGAAGACCUGCGCAACUUUGUAUUGAAAAAACGGUCAAAAUCAAAAUUAGCUCCCGCUGAGCAUUAUUUGAGUAACAUUCUUGCCGACAUUUCUGUACUUUCCGAGUAUAACCAUGACAAGGCUGAGGAAGAAUAUCAGAACGCUGUCUCAGAAUUUAACGAAGCCAAACCGCUAUACGAUACAUUACGCGUGAAACGCAAUCAAGUCAUCGAAGAAGCAGAGAAAAUUGCUGAAGAUACUAGUGCGAAUAUCCAUAAACAUGCAAAAGAAAAUCUUGAGAAGGCUAUUAAUGGCAUUUACAACUUGCCCACAAAAUGCGAAUGGUCUAGCAUCCUUUACGUUUGGCAGUAUGUUCUUGAUGUCAAGGACGAAGCACUUGGUUCAAUUGAGCAGGCAGCGCGAGAGAACGAAGACUUUGCAAAGAACAUGACCGUUGAAGGCGCUGAAAAGAUUGAAUCACUAGCAGAUGCGAAUCAACUAAGCGGAGAAGCUCGUCAAGUUAAUAUUAACAAGCUAUUUGGUAAACAACCCACAGAAUUAUUGAUACACAUAGGACCAACCGAUCUCUUCAAUAUCGAUUUCGAAUUUACUGACAAACUUGGCGAGAAUCUCAGUGAUAAACUACAGAUGGCUACGCUUUCAGGCGGUGCAUUGGUGGUGGUUGCUAGUAAAUACCUCGGCUAUAAAUCAGCCUUGACUACUUUAUGGCGAUUUGGAAAUUUCGUUGGCUUUGAUAAUAUGAAAAAAUUGGCCAUUCCACUUCUUCUCAUAGCAGGUGCUGGAACCACAUACUAUCUCUUCAGUGAUAUGCAACGCGUUGUUACCUGCAAAGUACGGCAAAAGGUCCGUAAGCAUCUUAUAGCCGAGAAUUACGCUGACGAAGAAGGCAAACGUUUAGCUCGUUAUGGACGUAAAGUUAUGCGCAAGAUUACCAAUGAUCUUCAGAUCCGUUUCCAUGAUGCCGUCCAAGAGCAAGAAAAGAGAUGCAAGAGGUUGCGUGAAGCGUUAAAGGAAACGGGCGAGGCCAAGCAGUACUUUGGUGAUGUAUUCAAGAAAUCCGUAGAAAUGUCGGAAACUUUGAGAUAUCUCAAAAUUGAUUUAGAAGGCAAUUGA